ACAUCCUGUUAUCUUCUGAGCAGCAAGAAAUGUUCACGCGUGUCUCGUUACUGCCUCGGAGUGCCUAUGAUUAGUGCGAUGGACUUUCCAAAUUAUUUUAAAUUAACUCGGUCUGUAGCAUAAGAAUUAAUUGUUUAUCACUAAUUGCUGCUACACAUAGUUAGUUUUGAGGCUGGCCACGGGCUAUUUAUUCGCUUCCUUCAGCUGGCAAAUCGACAUGUAGAUGUUUCAAUAUCUUAUAGCUGAGAAAAGUAAAAUAAUACCGAGAAGAAAAAACUGGAACUAUGUCAGGCGCCGUUUGUUGGACUGAUAUAUAAUGACCAAACGAAGAAUACGAGGUCUGUAACAUCACUGAACUCUGGUCAGUGCGGCAUAAAAAUUCCUUCCGACUUACCUUUGUUUUGACGGAGACCAGGACCACAGCCACUGCAGACUGCGUUUGAUGUCCUGCCAGUCAGUCUGACGUUCCUGUCAGUCUAUCGCAUCACGUCAGAUGUCAUCAUGUACAGGCUCAUCGCAUCUUGUCUUUUAUGUUAUCUCUUGAUUCCGCAGUCGGGGGGCCAGUUGAAGGCGCGUUUGGUGAACGGGACAUUGUCGGCGGGACGCCUGGAGGUGUUGUACAACGGGGAAUGGGGUACAGUGUGUGACGAUGAAUUUGAUAAAAACGAUGGUCAGGUGGCCUGCAGGAUGCUGGGAUUUGACAGUUCCGGAGCAUUAGUUGUGGGCUCCUCUGUAUUUGGAGAAGGUUCAGGACAGAUUUUGCUGGACAACCUGGCGUGUAUGGGUACAGAAGCCAGUCUGGAGCAGUGUAGGCACAAUGGGUACUAUUCUGAAAACUGUGCGCACAUAGAAGACGUUGGUGUCCUCUGCAAUAAUUUCCAGCUGACAGCUCGUUUAUCUAACGGGACGUGGUGGGCUGGACGCCUUGAGGUUCACUUCAACGGUGUGUGGAGUACAGUGUGUGACAACUACUUUGGUAAAAACGACGCUCGGGUGGCCUGUAGGAUGCUGGGAUUGGACAGUCCCGAGGCACUAUUUGUGGGCUCUGUGAUGUACGGGGCAGGUUCAGGAAAUAUUUUGCUGUCCGACUUGGCGUGUACGGGUACAGAAACCAGUUUGGCACAGUGUAGCCACAGUGGGUACAAUAACCACAACUGUAACCAUGGAAAAGAUGUCGGUGUUGUCUGCACCGUCGUUUCUAGUCAACUUCGUCUAGCGGGUACCCGGCGCACAAGAGAGGAUAUGGGUCGUGUGGAAAUAUUAUUUGGGGCUGCAUGGACUACUCCUUGUGUCAGUACCUUCAGCAGUAGCCUUGCAAAAGUCCUGUGCAGACAGAUGAAUUUUCCCUCAAAAGCAGCAACUGCUGUGGAGCCAUCAUCCUUUGGACCGAGGACAGGACGUUUCCUUGUCGCUGGUAUUGUGUGCACGGGCAUGGAGUCCAACAUACUGGACUGUUUCCAGACAGUCACUGGUUUCAGUGAUACCUGCUCUUCACCUGAGCUUGGAGUAAUCUGCAGUGAUUCAAGAUCCUCUCUUUUCAUCGUUGUGGAGACAAAGUCUACCAGCCCUGCCUACCCACUGAUGGAGGCAACCAAUGUCACACUGAAAUGCGUCUCCUCACAGCGAGGUCUGUCACAUCUGAACUUCUCUUGGCCAGAGACUGCAGGUGGCCGUCCUUCUGGUGAAUACCUCAUCUUUGACAACCUGACCAGAUCACACAAUGGAGGCAGAGUGAGGUGUAUGGCCAGCUAUGGACAGCCUCCUAGAACUCAAAUUGCUACGAGUGACACAUUGGCAAUGGAUGUAUAUUAUCGCCCUGUGGUUAGAAUAAAAUGGGAAGGAAACACGUGUGAACCUCUGGAGUCCAGUCCAAGUCGCUGUGUUGUCAGUCAAUACCAGCAAGUCAUUCUUUACUGUGAGGCUGACAGCAACCCUCCUCCUGCUUCUGUAAGAUGGUCUGGACUGGCUAUCAGUGCAACCGGACAGUUACAAAUAUCCUCUGCAAAUAAGACCAAUCACAAUGGUCGAUACAUCUGUAUUGUGUCUUCUGAGUCUGUGUCCAGUGAUGGCCGUCUGCCUCUAAGUUCAACAUACAGCUUUGAUGUCAUUGUAAAAUACCGAGCCCACGUAUUAAACUUCGAAAUAAACGCUGAAGCCAGAACGGUUGUGACCGUUGCUGAAAACUCUAGCGUGCGCAUGCGCUGUGAAGCUGAGGGGAGGCCAUCACCUCAAAUGACGAUUGUCAGUGUUUCGAACGACAAGCAAGAGGUCGCCAGCAGGCCUCGAGGUGCAGUUCAAAGUCCUGAUCAAAGAGUAGAGUUAACAUAUGACUUGACUGCAGCACCUUGCGAGGCGGCAGGUGACUACAGGUGUGAGGUGGACAACGGAGUUGGACAAGAAAGUCGCAACAUUAGGCUUUACGUUGAGUGUGCUCCUAGGAUAAACAAUGGCGAAAGACAGCCAGCAAUUCUAAGUUUUGAUGUAAACCAAGGCCUUUUCAGUUUUCAACUGACAGCAUACCCAACACCUAAAGUCAAAAAAAUACUCUACCUCGGGCAAUACACUAACGACAGCACCGAAGGGACAUCAGUCUCGGAUAAAAUUUAUGUCAAUUGUAAGGGGAAAAGCUCUUUUCCUGCCUCAGUCAUCUGCAACAUCACCACCAUCAACAUGACAAACGCUGAUGAAGGGUUCUAUAAAGUUAUUUUUAGCAAUGAAUUUGGAGAGCUGCCUGUUAUGUUUGUAGUCAGAAGUAAAGAGGACCGUGGUGUCAACGUAAAAGUCAUCAUUGGUGCAGCUGUUGGGACUGCUGCUGUGCUUGUUGUUAUUAUUAUUGUCACAGUCUGUAUAGCCAGACAUAGCAGAGUUAAGAAAAGUUUGAGCAGACAUGCAGAGGCUAAUACAAGGCAGGCUCUAGAAACAACAGUGCCUUUGGAGGACAUGAAAUCCAGUGGAGCAACAAAUAAUUAUUAUCGCCAAAAUACUAGAAGUGAAGUAAUGAACAUGCCUCAAGAGAAAGACAUUAUGACAGAGGACCUGUAUGUCAACACUGCUGAGCUUGCUCGGGAAGAAUACGACUCUGAUCACGAGUACAGCGACGUCGACGACAUUGAUAGCUUUUAAAAAGCCAUUUAUAGAGAAAGAAUGCUCUGGAUCAUUAUAGCUUGGAAAAAAUGUUAAAAACCGGACGAAUAUACUGUUUAAUAUAAAAAAUGAGCUACCAAAGGACUUAUGCUUAAAAAAAGUGAGGGAAAUUUAGACAAGGCAUACCUUGUGCCGAUACUUAACUUUGACCUCCUCACAGUUUUUUAUUUGUCUGCAUAUUUUUCUCUUCGUUCUUCUAUGUGUUUGUGCUUUGACUAUAAAAAUGUAUUGAUAAUGUAUGUACACAUGUUUGUGAAUUAAAAGGGAAUGUGUGGAGGCAUAGAUCAAAACAUAAAGACAUCGACUUUUUCAUUCCUUGCUAAUGUCGUCCACCAUUCUUACUGUAAAAAAUAUUAUAAAUAAAGAAAUCUUAAUACUAUAUAGUCAUUAUGCAAUACAGACAAAGGUAACAAAAGUACUUGCCAUUGAAAAAUACUGCUAGGAUGAUAUUUAAACGGCUCAGAGCUUUGCUAGACGGUUAGGUUGAGUUGCGGCGGCUGUUAACAGAUUCCAAGCCACGUGUCCACAGUAACAUAGAGGUUGACGAAAGGGGAAGAGUAGAGACCUCUUAAUGUACAAAAAUAAGAAACAAAAUUAUAAAAAAUCCACCUUACUCACUUUUAGAUACUAUGAGAUACAUUGAGGCAUCUGAAGAGAGUCAAAUUAUGUGUACGUGUGUUUGCUGGUGUGUAUGUUCACGUUUGUGUUUUGUGGACGCCCUCUAGAUCGUGUAACAAAACCUCCAAUUCUUAAAGCUUUGGACUAAGUUCUUAAGUUGACAAAAAGUAUAAUUAGCUGUUGAGGAUUUGUAAUGUGCUCGAUAACCUUUAGUAAUGUUGUGCCGCACUAAUUUUGUACUUUGUAUAAUUUAUAACUAAGAUUGUCAUUUAGCUUUUUUACUUGCUCAUUGUUUUAAAUAUUCUUACCUUAUUUAAGGUACAAGUUGUAUAGCCUACUUAUUAAAAGAUUAUUUUAUGUAAGAAUAAUUCAAUGGAAAAACUGUCAAUAAACUAUAAAUUAUUGGUUUAGUCAC
Pomacea canaliculata is the source of this 4177-nucleotide messenger RNA. RefSeq lists its product as uncharacterized. NCBI's taxonomy places the organism in Eukaryota, Metazoa, Mollusca, Gastropoda, Architaenioglossa, Ampullariidae. The transcript is spliced from 14 exons. The record is from RefSeq and is a predicted model, not a curated record. The coding region runs from base 502 to 3123 and encodes 873 amino acids. Gene Ontology annotation, cellular component: membrane.